This is a messenger RNA of Caenorhabditis elegans, 610 nucleotides long. It is a transcript of the gene F54B3.4, whose product is annotated as Neuropeptide-Like Protein. Bases 44 to 307 code for a protein of 87 amino acids. The transcript is spliced from 3 exons. The record is from RefSeq and is marked reviewed. NCBI's taxonomy places the organism in Eukaryota, Metazoa, Nematoda, Chromadorea, Rhabditida, Rhabditidae.
ACUAAAAAUUUUGAUUUUUAUUUUUGCAGAAGAUCUUGGAACAAUGCGAUUGCCUAGAAUUGUUUUUUGUUUAUUCUACAUUUUCACGCAAGGUCUCUCAAUUCCACUAAGCCAAUUCUUACGUUUGGCAGCAUCAGAAAACUAUUACAAUGAUCCUUCGAUUGCAGCACUUCCUAGUGCACAGAACCGACUCUACGAAAAAGUGUAUGCACCACCGGCAACUGAGAAAUACGAUCGAUUCAUUCGAAAUGGCUUAUUUGAUUUUCGUCCACUAAUACGACAUCCAUACGAAUACCGGUUACAGUAAUCCCUACCCAAAUAGCCCCAAAAUACCAAUUAGACUGCCCUUUAGUUUGAAGAUUUUUCCUUCAAAAAAAACAAUUGAAACUCUGAAAUUUCUGAGAAUUCACUUCUAAUUUGUCAUAAAUCAGCGGGUUUAGUUUGUGUAUCCAUUCACUGGUUUUCUUUGACUUUUCCUCAAACAAUUUUCUUCUAUUCUCUCGUUUUUUUUUCGAUCUCGCGAAAUUUUUAUGUACGAAUCUCAUGUUGAACCUCAUCAAAAAUUGUUUAAUUGUCCACUGAAAAUUUAAAUAAAAAUUGAUUUAAUAUU